AACAUCGUACUCGAAUCCCAUAGCGCACCACUUUAUAUAUUAUUCCGGAAACAUGUGAACCAAUAUUUAAAUCACCUAAGAAGGAUUUAUGAAAGUUUUCCUUAAUGUUCGAUCGGUUUCACCUGAACGCCAGUUGUACUGUACUCACUUAAGUUGCUCUUUCCACUGGCUCAAACAAAGAAGAUAACAGAGUAACUGUAACUGACGUUUCUGUUUACCUGUGAACUGUGAAGUGUGAACUUCUGAAGCGGGCAAGAAUUGAAAUGCGUGUUGACGUUUAUGACAUGUUAUCCCAAUGUUGUGAUGGGUUAUACGACGUCUGUUGUAUCUUGUUUGUUGGCUAUUGUUCCAGUGAUUGGGGAUUUUGUGGUUAGUGCAAGUGACAACCGAUUAGCCAAGUCAUUAUCAGACAAUUUAACUCAUGGUGUAAUUGGUUUUUUAACAUGGUUGUUGGUGUGCGUUCAUUAUGCGCACGUAUCAGCCUACGUUUCAUUAGCUGAGUCUGCUGCUUGUUGUUUGGCAGCUUCUGCAAUUGAUGUGGAUCAUUUUGUAGCAGCAAGAUCCGUGUCUCUUGAGAAUGCUCUACAAUUGAAGUCUCGUCCAUUCCUGCACUGCACAUCAAUACCAUUAUUAGUUUUUGGUAUAGGAGUAGUUGUUGGUUAUCUACUGAAAUACUCUGUGAUGAAAAGAUAUUCAUGGUUACUUAUUGCAGCAUUACUCAGUCAUCACAUUAGAGAUUCUACUAGACGGGGCUUGUGGCUUUGGCCCUGCGGUACAACUUACCCAUUACCAUAUUAUUUAUAUGUAAUUAUUACUGUACUGAUACCAUUCUUAAUUGUUGCUGGAAUGAAACUGACAGAUACCACUUACAAUUAUGAUACAAUAAGUGUAUAGUACUGGUUAUCUAGUUCUAAAAGAGAUUUGUUACACUGUUAUAAAACUUUGAUAUCAAUACUAAUGUCCAGAUUUGCAGACAUCACUGCCAAAUUGUUGUCUUCUAUCUCUGACACUGCAUUAUUGUUGUAACUUUCAUACUUUCUCUGAAAUACUGGGAUUUAGAUAAGAAUAUGCACUAUCAUCAUUAUUGUGUAAAAAAAGUCAGUAGUAUGUUGAAGUAUAUAUUUUGCUUUAUAGUUUAGUUUCCUGAACUUGGGAAUGAGUAGAUCCGAAUUCUUAAAAUGAGUACCAAUACUGUAAAAAUAAAUUUGAGAACUAUUUACUUGUGGGGAAACAGCCCUGGUGGGUGUUGUUGCCUAAACUGUAUACAUGGAAAGCUUACAUAUAUGUUUGGUCUUCUUUUGUCUGUCCUUUAUUAGAAGUGCCCAAAGUAUAUAAGUAAAUAUUUUCUUAGAACUUUACUUUAUGCCUAACUUAGAUCAGGAUAAAUGAUAGAUUCUCUUUUACGAUACUCUCCAAGAGGAAAGAUGAUGGUGCAGUUUGAGAAGUUUGCUUUGCCAAAGGGUAUAAAGAAGUAUUCACUCUUUCACAUUCACUAUCCUUGGAACAGUAUGGCUACAGAUUCCAUCCAUGAGUCAUUCUGGGUCCCCAUAGUUAUCACCAAGCACUAAAGUGUCAGUGCCACUAAAUGCUAUACCAACUACACGUGUCAAUGUGUCUGCUGUGAUGACUGCACAUGAUGCUUCAAUGCUCACUUGUAGAACCUUCACUGUCGUUUGCAGUUGUUAAGAAAUUUCAGACAUGAUCUUCCAUUGGUAGAAAUGUGGAUGUGAGGCCUGUAGUGUGUGGCAGGCAAAAGGCAUUUUUUAUCUAUCCAUUGACGUGAGUCAAUGUUAGCAGUGUGCAUCAUUAUCAUCGUCAUCUUGUUAUAGGUAAAAUUUCUCGUCUCCUAAAAGUGAUGGAAUAAUGGAGAAAAAUCAUUAUUUGGAGCAUAUUAAGAUACACCUCACCAGUUACAGUACAUUUAAAGAACUGAUCAAUCAAACCAUGUGAUGAUGAACAACAUAGUGAUCCCCUGUCAGAUUCACUUCGAUACCCACAAGAAUAUGUGUGUCUACAAGAUCAGAGAUCACAUAUUUAUGAUAGUUUACACCUCAUCAGACAUACCACUUUUGUUAUUUCUUUAAAACCCUUCAUCCUUGUGACCUAGGUCUCCACACUAACCACAAUACUGAAACAUUUAGUCCAGGCUGUGCUUGUUCAUAACAGUAUGUAGUUUUGAAAUGAGCAAUUCAUUUUACACCUUUUACAGUUGGUUGUUUCUUCUGUUUGCCAUACUCCACAUUUGUGUGCAUGCUGAUUCACAGAUGUUUCAGUGUUUGUGUAAAGUGGUAACUGAAUUUGGUUCUUUUGUUUUCUCCUGUAUCUUCACUUAUUGACAUCAGUAACAGGAGUAUUAGCUUCAAAUUUAUUCCAAAUGUAGGUAAUUAUUUGAACAUAUCUAAAAACAAAGAUGAUGUGACUUACCAAAUGAAAGUGCUGGCAGGUCGACAGACACACAAACGAACACACAAAAUUCAAGCUUUCACAACAAACAACAAACUCAUCAGG
Molecule: messenger RNA, 2508 nt
Organism: Schistocerca americana (American grasshopper)
Lineage: Eukaryota; Metazoa; Arthropoda; Insecta; Orthoptera; Acrididae
Product: transmembrane protein 267
Exons: 2
Coding region: 280-894 (204 amino acids)
Source: RefSeq, a predicted model, not a curated record